Molecule: messenger RNA, 1509 nt
Organism: Trifolium pratense (red clover)
Lineage: Eukaryota; Viridiplantae; Streptophyta; Magnoliopsida; Fabales; Fabaceae
Exons: 1
Coding region: 541-1254 (237 amino acids)
Source: RefSeq, a predicted model, not a curated record
AAUUUUAUUAUAUAUCACUCCUUAACAUGUUCGAAAUUUUUUUUCCUGCCAACUGAAUUAAACUUAAGAAAAAAAAUAAAAAUAAAAAAUAUGUAUUUCAACUACUCCAACUAUAAAACACAUAUCUAAAUAACUUCACACAAUUUAAAAUCAACCGUUCGAUCUAAAAUAACUUGACACAAUUUAAAAUCAACCGUUGAUUAUAAAUCAAAUAAUCCACAUUAAUUAUUGUGUUAACUGCAUGUGAGAGUGACCCAUCCCUUUGAGAGCAUGACUAAGAAAGCACCGAGAAAAUGUCAAACAGAGAAAGAGAACAACAACGCCAUUCAUUAUUACUACACAAAAAAGGUGACAUAAAUGCCACCGCUAUCGUAAUCCAAUACGUUAGAUUGUCGAAGCCGAAACACGAAAAGUCAAUGGUCUUUGUCCCUUCACACGCACCAUAAAUACAACCCUCAAACUCCCAUUUCCCAUUCCACACUCCAACACACCAACAACAAUUUCACAAACAAAACCACAAACACAAAACAUAGAAAUAACAUGAAAGAUAUGAAACUAAUUUGGUCACCAGAAAGAGCAACAAACUCAUACAUAGACACAGUUCAAUCCGUAACAACCAAUAAUCUUUCCAAUGAAUCUGGUGUGGCGGAGCUGGUAUCAGCCAUGGCGGCAGGAUGGAACGCGCAGAUGAUAGUAGAAACAUGGUCACGCGGCGGAGCUAUUCCAACGAGUAUUGGUUUAUCUAUAGCAUCACGUCACACGUGUGGAAGACACGUGUGUAUAGUACCAGAUGAACGGUCAAGAUCAGAGUAUGCAAAAAGUAUGGGUGAAGCGGGUAUGUCGCCGGAGAUUAUGGUUGGUGAACCGGAGGAAGUUAUGGAGGGUAUAAUUGGAAUAGAUUUUUUAGUUGUUGAUUCUAGGAGAAAAGAUUUUGCUAGAGUUUUGAGGUUAGCUAAGUUGAGUAGUAAAGGUGCUGUGUUGAUUUGUAAGAAUGCCAAUUUUAUUUCUAAGAUGGAUUCUGGUUUUAUAUGGAGGAGUGUGGUGGCGCGUGGUUUAAGACGGCUUGUUAGGUCGGUCUUUCUUCCGGUUGGAAAGGGGAUUCAUAUGGCGCACUUUUCAGCUGCCGGUGGUGGUGGUGGUGGUGGUGGUGGUGAGAACACUGUUUCGGCGAUGAAGCAUAAGGGACGUACUCCCAACCGAUGGAUCAAACAUGUUGAUCAACGGUCAGGGGAUGUUCACUUUAUUAGAAAAUGAAAGAUCAAAGAUGUAUGUAUAUAGUAAUAGUAUUACCUUAAUUCCAAAAUCCAAAUCAUUUUUUUUUGGUUUCCUUCUCUGUAAAUAACUAAGGUUGAUUAUGAUUGUGGUUAGUAUUACUCUCGUAGUAGAGUAGUACACGGAAUAUAUAGUUUUCAUAUGACUAGGUGAAAAGACUGUUAAUUCCUAGCUUGAUCUUAGUUUAUGGCAAAUUUUGUUUAAUCGUUUACUUAUUUUAAGAUGAUAAAUACAAAA